UGUUACUAAAUCUCGCGAGAGUUGACACUUGUUUAGAAUUCACGAAAGAUGGCGGCGGCGGUGCCUCCUGAUGAGGCUACCCUCCAGUCUCACAUCAACAAGGCCACCAACCCUUUGAAUAAGGAGACUGACUGGGACACUAUCAAGGGAAUUUGUGAUAAGCUCAACAAUGAAGCAGAGGGUCCCCAGCUUGCAACCAGACUUCUGGCCCACAAAAUUCAAUCACCUCAGGAGUGGGAGGCUAUGCAAGCCCUUAUGGUUCUGGAGACAUGCAUUAAGAACUGUGGAAAGCGAUUUCACAGUGAGGUGGGGAAGUUUCGCUUUCUCAAUGAACUGAUCAAAGUGGUGUCGCCUAAGUAUUUGGGUACCCGGGCUCCAGAGCCUGUGAAGAAGAAGGUGUUAGAAAUAAUUUACAGCUGGACCGUGAGGCUGCCAAAUGAGACCAAGAUAGCAGACGCCUAUCAGAUGCUGAAAAAACAGGGUAUUGUCAAGUUGGAUCCUGAGCUUCCUGAUGACAAGCCCCUCCCACCCCCUCCACCUAGAGCCAAAAAUGUCCUUUUUGAGGAUGAAGAGAAAUCUAAGACGCUGUCUCGCUUAUUGAACAGCACUCACCAAGAAGAUCUCAGAGCAGCAAACAAACUCAUCAAGGAAAUGGUCCAGGAGGACCAAAAGCGCGUAGAGAAGGUGUCAAAGCGACUGAAUGCCAUCCAGGAGCUGAAGGAAAGUGUCAGCCUGCUGAGCCAGUUGCUGGAUGGUUAUAGCAAGGAGACCUGCUCACAGAGCAACCAAGAGCUCAUUAAGGAUCUUUACCAGCGCUGUGAGAAGAUGAGGCCUACUCUAUUCAGAUUAGCAAGUGACACAGAGGAUAGCGACGAUGCUUUAGCCGAUAUCCUACAGGCCAAUGACAACCUGACUCAGGUCAUCAACCUGUACAGGAAGCUGGUAAAGGGAGAGGAUGUGUCAAAGGAUGGCAUAACCUUGCCCUCACAACCAGGCAGCAGUAGCUCAGCGCUCGUAGACUUGAUGGGACUUAACGCAUCAGCCAGCAUGACAUCAUCCAACCGAGAGCCCUCCGGCCUCCAGACCCCAACUGAGCACAUGGGCAUCAGCCUCUUGGAUGAUGAGCUCAUGUCACUAGGAUUGAAUGUAACAGAAAACUUCAACUCUCAGAACAAUUUUCAGUCCUCUGAUGGUACAGGCUCAUUUGCUCCAUCCGUCCGCGCUGCGGUGCUGCAACCUGCUGUGGUCCAAGCACCACAAGCUGCUGCAGCAGCAGGGGGGCCCGCUGCUCCUCCCAAACCCAUGGAGGAGCUGGACUUGUUGGGGGAGACUUUGUUACAGCAGUCCUUACCCCCACAGAGCCAGCAGGUCAAAUGGGAUAAGCUCCAACCUCGAUCUAGAGUCACCUUACGAGAUCUGCAGACCAAGUCCAACGCCAGCUCUAGACCGGCUCCGGGUGCAGGACCCCUUUUGGCUGUCCCUCCAGAGCAGCCAGCCAGUCUCCUCCUAUCCAAUCUCAGUCUUGCAGCUGCUGAGAGAGGCCGGUUAGCUGCUACUGACCUGUCUGACAACAUGUCUCUGUCUGACGUUACUGUGCCUCUGGAAGCAAUCAAACCUAGCAGUUUAUUACCAGUGACUGUAUUCGACAAACACAGUCUACGUGUUUUGUUCACCUUUUCCCGUGACUGUCCUCCAUCCCGCCCCGACGUGCUGGUGGUGAUCAUCUCCAUGCUGUCCUCAGCCCCCAUUCCAGUCACCAACAUCCGCUUUCAGGCAGCCGUACCAAAGGUGAUGAAAGUGAAGCUGCAGCCUCCCUCUAGCACCGAGCUCCCAGCCUUCAAUCCCAUCCUGCCUCCAGCCGCCGUCACACAGAUCCUACUGUUGGCAAACCCCCACAAGGAAAAAGUGCGUUUGCGGUACAAGUUGACAUUCAACCUGGGGGACGGAUGUCACGAUGAAUCUGGUGAUGUGGACCAGUUCCCGCCUCCAGACACCUGGGGAAACCUGUAGGGAGGAAAACCAGCCUGCUGUCAUCUAAACUGCUGCUUCCUUCAGAUUUAGGUUGAAGGUGUCCCUCGUCACUGGCUUGAGACGAUGCCUCGUUACUCUUAAGUGGUUUAAAACUCUGGUUGGGAAAUACAGACUGACAAGCGACCAGUUGUGGGAACCAGCUUCUACCUUGUGCCUUCCUUUGCGCCUUCCUGUUCUUUUUCAAUCAUCUCUAUGUUCCUUGUGUAUCGUACUGUAGAAUCGAUUUUCCUUUUCUCCCACAAUCAUUCUCAUACAAAACCGUUCAAUACAGUUAGAAUUGUUACAGUUUGUGUCCAGUGUGCAGGGUAGGGUUAAAUAAAAUGUAUUUCUUUCUUUCAAUACAUCAAUAAUACUUUUCUGUCAGUUACAUGCUAAUAGUGAUGUUUACAGUCUGACCAACAGCCAAACACUCAGUGUAUUUAACCUAUGGUAUGGAGCAGUGGAUAAAUAAUUUGAUUAACAGAAUUUGAAUGUAUUUAUUAUCAAAUGAUUGCUUGUUUCAGUACUACAUCAGUGUUGUAGGAGGAGCAGCAACAGUGGAUUUGGUAGUUAGAUUCUAUCUUGCCAAACUUUUAGUAAUCCUCUUCAGUUGUAUCAGGAAUUGAUGAAACUAAAUUGAAUCAACACUUUGAAAGGAUUGAGGUGUUUAUCCCCUUACAGUCAAUGAAGCAGUGCCUCCUGCUAGUAUACGUAAUGAAUUGGUAAAAAGUUUUAAAGUAUUUCUUUUGUGGUUAUUAUUAAUGUUGUGCAGGGCCAGUGUGUGUCUUAACUGUGACAAACGGCUUUUAUCAUACUUGUCACAGGAAAAGCACAGGUGAAUUAAUAAGUUGUCAAUGUCUUCUGCGAAGAGAGACCAUGAAGGAAGGGUACUAAAUACAGAAGUUUCACUUUUAAUUUCUGCACUUUUCUUUAUUUUCUAAAAUAUUGGGACACUUUUAUAUGUUAUGUUUCACUCAGGAUUUUCCUUUUGAGUUAUUUUACACAACGUGAGUUAACCUGCAUUUAUUUUGUUUUACUUUUGCACAUGAAACCAUUCUAUUUAACAAUACAUUGUCUUUUCUCAUUUGUUACCUUCCUACUGUUGAUCAACCAAAAGACGGACAUGUGCAGUCCUGAGUUGACGUUGCGUACGUCAAGUUUGAUUCUACCACACGUGCCUGGGAUAGAACCUAUAUUUUUAUUUGCUCUUGUACAUUUAAGUAUUGAAAUGACUAGUUUGAUUUUUGUUUUCAUACGUCCAUGUCCUUAUCACAUACAAUUAUUGAAAUAGUCAAAUGUUAUGGCAUCAUCCCACAACCACGUCCAUUGAGUUGUUUGGAGCAUUAAGCGAUGUAAAGAUUCAAAUAUAAUCAGAUUGAAGGCAAACUGGUUCUACCUGACGAAUAAGAUGUUGAAACCUGAGGAACUCCAAAUGUGUGUUACUACAAUGGAGAUUUAGUUCAGUUCAUGAGGGAAUGACAUACUGCAUAAUAUUGAUUCAGUUGUUAUGGUAGAUUAACUCUCAUCAAUGCUUUUAAUCAUUAAGAUGGGCUGUUUCCUACUGCUCUGAAUGAGCCACAGCGACACGCUUUCAUUUACUUACAGGUCCAGCACUAACUUUUCUAGGACUGGAAGGAUGUGCAAAAAAGAGACAAGAAAGUAGCCUGUCAGCUUCUUUCAGUCUUGCGUGGCUUAAGCUGAUUUCAAAUAAUAUCAUUUUUACGAUAUACUCGUAAACUAUGCACUGAGGGGGCCGUAACAUGUUUGACUACAUUGCCAGAAACGGAUUCAUCUUAUUCACAGUGCAUAUUUGCCUUUUGUCAUUCCCUGCCAGUUUAGUGUUAAUUCCUUUUAAGUGUGAACCGUGGCCCAUUGUUUGACUGCAGUAGCAUUAAUCAGAAUACAUAUUUAAAUGAUUCCAGUCUGUGAGGCUGAUGAUGACUAUGGCUCUUCCUUCCUGUUAUCAACUACUUCUGUUAUUAAGUAAUUUGUCUCCCCAGCCUUUAUGUCUGUAGCCAUGCGACUUUGUGCCUGGGAGAUGUAUUUAUUUAGGGGGACGCUACAGAGCUUGUUAGAUAUAAAUCCCUCCUCUUUUACUUAUUACUUGUAGAAAAUAUGCUUCAGUGUGCAGUACACUACAAAGACCUACACAAGCACCGUUUAUGCAAAUCUGUCAUCCUACUCCAGCAUUCAAGAGUAUUAUCAAACUGGAACUCCCUACAUUUUGACCUGCUAGAAAACUAGAAACAUUUAACUAAACUGGAUCCAGAUAUUUUAGGUUGUUAAACUGAAAGUAAAACAUCACUAAGCGUUGUAGCAAGGCCUCUAAAUGUGUGUAUUUGUGUUUCUAUUGUAAAUAAAGGCUUAUUGCCAUGAUGUAUAUUUACAUAGCAACAUACUGCACAUUCUGCUGGAUACAUAAAUGAGAAUGUACUACAAAUGUGAAUUUAAGGCAAAUAAAAUCAUUUGUAUGGCCAAUUUACCUGA
This is a messenger RNA of Pungitius pungitius (ninespine stickleback), 4497 nucleotides long. Its product is annotated as ADP-ribosylation factor-binding protein GGA1-like. Gene Ontology annotation, cellular component: trans-Golgi network. Gene Ontology annotation, molecular function: small GTPase binding; phosphatidylinositol binding; ubiquitin binding. Gene Ontology annotation, biological process: intracellular protein transport; Golgi to plasma membrane transport; protein localization to cell surface. The record is from RefSeq and is a predicted model, not a curated record. Lineage: Eukaryota; Metazoa; Chordata; Actinopteri; Perciformes; Gasterosteidae. Bases 49 to 2010 code for a protein of 653 amino acids. The transcript has 17 exons.